AUGGCUUCUUCAUCUGUAGGUGAGAUUGAUGCUUCAUCUGUGGGUGAGAUUGAUGCUUCAUCUGUGGGUGAGAUUGAUGCUUCAUCUGUGGGUGAGAUUGAUGCUUCAUCUGUGGGUGAGAUUGAUGCUUCAUCUGUGGGUGAGAUGGCUUCUUCAUCUGUAUCUGAGAUUGAUGCUUCAUCUGUGGGUGAGAUUGAUGCUUCAUCUGUGGGUGAGAUUGAUGCUUCAUCUGUGGGUGAGAUUGAUGCUUCAUCUGUGGGUGAGAUUGAUGUUUCAUCUGUGGGUGAGAUUGAUGCUUCCUCUGUGGGUGAGAUUGAUGCUCCCUCUGAAACUGUGAUUGUUGCUUCAUCUGUGAGUGAGAUUGAUGCUUCAUCUGUGGGUGAGAUUUAUGCUUCCUCUGUGGGUGAGAUUGAUGCUUCCUCUGAAACUGUGAUUGUUGCUUCAUCUGUGAGAGAGAUUGAUGCUUCAUCUGUGGGUGAGAUUGAUGCUUCAUCUAUGGGUGAGAUGGCUUCUUCAUCUGUAUCUGAGAUUGAUGCUUCAUCUGUGGGUGAGAUUGAUGCUUCAUUUGUGGGUGAGAGUGAUGCUUCCUCUGAAACUGUGAUUGUUGCUUCAUCUGUGGGUGAGAUUGAUGCUUCCUCUGUGGGUGAGAUUGAUGCUUCAUCUGUGGGUGAGAUUGAUGCUUCAUCUGUGGGUGAGAUUGAUGCUUCAUCUGAGCGUGAGAUUGAUGCUUCAUCUGUGGGUGAGAUUGAUGCUUCAUCUGUGGGUGAGAUUGCUGCUCCAUCUGAGCGUGAGGUUGAUGCUUCUCAUGUGGGUGAGAUUGAUGCUUCAUCUGUGGGUGAGAUUACUGCUCCAUCUGAGUGUGAGAUUGAUGCUUCUUAUGUGGGUGAGAUUGCUGCUCCUUCUGUGAGUGAGAUUGAUGCUUCAUCUGUGGCUGAGAUAUGUGAGUGA
This is a messenger RNA of Haliotis rubra (blacklip abalone), 948 nucleotides long. Its product is annotated as G protein-regulated inducer of neurite outgrowth 1-like. The transcript has a single exon. The record is from RefSeq and is a predicted model, not a curated record. The coding region runs from base 1 to 948 and encodes 315 amino acids. Lineage: Eukaryota; Metazoa; Mollusca; Gastropoda; Lepetellida; Haliotidae.